Messenger RNA from Alligator mississippiensis (American alligator), 1547 nucleotides. It is a transcript of the gene RPRM, whose product is annotated as reprimo, TP53 dependent G2 arrest mediator homolog. The coding region runs from base 561 to 896 and encodes 111 amino acids. The record is from RefSeq and is a predicted model, not a curated record. NCBI's taxonomy places the organism in Eukaryota, Metazoa, Chordata, Crocodylia, Alligatoridae. The transcript has a single exon.
UGAGCUGCCUUCUAAGACUGUCAAAGAAACAGCCCCGGGGCAGCCUGCCACGCGACUAGAAAUCUCCACAGGUUUCCAGGAAGGACCCUCACUACCUGUUUGCUCCCCAGGAUGCAGCUGGGUGGAGACGAGCGCGGCAGCCAGGUGGGGUCUGUCCCCAGGCCCGCAGAAGGAGCGCACCGGCCCCGGUGACCAGUCCUGCCCGUGCCCCACGGCGGGGCGGGGCGGGGCGGGGCUCUCGCUCCCUGGAGCGGUGCCCCGUGUGCCCAGGACAACCCGCAGCCGAGCCGAGCCGAGCCGAGCGCGCGUGAAGAGGCAGCGGCACCUCCCGUCGUGCAGGGCGCGGGGGCGGCGCGGCUUCUCCUCCCUCGGACCGGGCUGCGGGGAGGCGCCAACCUGUAGCCGCCCGGCCCGACCCGGCCCCGCUCCGCCCAGCCCCAGCAGCUCGGCGCGGCGCGGCGCGGCGCAGAGCCCUCGGGAGCCGCCUGCCCGCCCCGCCCCGCCCCGCCCAGCUCCGGCUCCGGCUCCGGGGCACCUGUUCCGCCGCGGCAGCCCGGGGCAUGGACGCGGCGCCGGGCAACCAGACGGCGGCGGCGGCGGCGGGGCUGCUCCUGGCCAACAGCAGCGAGGCGCUGGAGCGGGCGCUGCGCUGCUGCACGCCCGCCUCCGUGGUGACCGACGACGGGUUCGCCGUGCCGGCGCCGGACGAGCGCAGCCUGUACAUCAUGCGGGUGGUGCAGAUCGCCGUCAUGUGCGUGCUCUCGCUCACCGUCGUCUUCGGCAUCUUCUUCCUGGGCUGCAACCUGCUCAUCAAGUCCGAGGGCAUGGUCAACUUUCUGGUGAAAGACCGGCGGCCGUCCAAGGAGGCGGAGGCGGUGGUGGUGGGGCCCUACUGACGCCCCGCCGCGCCCUGACUGCCCGGCCCGGCCCGGCCCGGCCCGGCCCCGGCCAUGGGGGCGCCGAGGAGCCGCAGGCGGGGCCGGACGCCGGGAGGAUGCCCGGGCUCGGGGGCGCCGAAGCGGCUGCUGAGCGCCCGGGGCCGGCCUGAGCCCCCGUCUGCAGAGGGCUGAUGCCGCCGGCCGCAGCGCUCCCAACUCCGCUGCUUGGCUGAGGAGGGGCAGGGAGGGAAGGGCUUGGGGACGGGAUCACCCUGCUGCUUGUCCAGUGCUCCAGUUUACAGUGAUUUGAAUACCUUGGAGAAGAGCAGAGCGGGGUUUCUCCUGGCCUGCGCUCGCCCCAGGUGGCAGGUUCCUUGUCCGGAAAGAAACCGCCUUCAUAGUAAUAGGAAUGUUUCCCACUCGUGUCACUGUUGUAGCUUCUGUGGGGGGUUGUUUUUUUCUUGAUGGUAUCCAGAGACGGGUUUGUACAGAUCCCUCCCGAGCCGGCACAGAGCCAGCUGUGCCCUUCGCUGCUUGUUUCUGAAGUGCCCAGUUUACAGUAAAACAAAAAAGAAGAAGAAGAAAAGGGCUCCGCUGGUAACAGUCUUGGGGUUGUUUUUUUCUUUUCUUAUUUAAUUUGCUUUAAUAAAUACAUGGUACCUUUGUGGA